Messenger RNA from Emiliania huxleyi CCMP1516, 315 nucleotides. Its product is annotated as ATP-dependent RNA helicase. The record is from RefSeq and is a predicted model, not a curated record. Bases 1 to 315 code for a protein of 104 amino acids. NCBI's taxonomy places the organism in Eukaryota, Haptophyta, Isochrysidales, Noelaerhabdaceae. The transcript has a single exon. Gene Ontology annotation, molecular function: RNA helicase activity; RNA binding.
AUGCCCCGAAUGCAACGGCACGGCGCCGUCUCCCCGCCCCGACCUUGGCGUCUUCACACCGCAGGCUCGCGCCGCCUCCUCCUCUCGACGCCGCUCGGCGCGCGCGGACUCGACAUCCCAGAGUGCUCCCACGUCUACCUGUUCGACCUGCCGAGCAGCGCAGAGGACUACCUCCACGCCGCCGGCCGCUCGGGCCGUAUCGGCAACUCGGGCACCGCGACAGUGCUGUGCGCCGAGAAGGAGCUCUUCCGCUUGCGCCGCAUCGGCAACGCUCUCGGGAUCGACUUCGAGGAUGCCGCGCCGCCUCGCACCUAG